This is a messenger RNA of Scatophagus argus, 3171 nucleotides long. It is a transcript of the gene gcfc2, whose product is annotated as GC-rich sequence DNA-binding factor 2. The record is from RefSeq and is a predicted model, not a curated record. The coding region runs from base 145 to 2739 and encodes 864 amino acids. Gene Ontology annotation, cellular component: nucleus. Gene Ontology annotation, molecular function: DNA binding. NCBI's taxonomy places the organism in Eukaryota, Metazoa, Chordata, Actinopteri, Scatophagidae. Gene Ontology annotation, biological process: mRNA splicing, via spliceosome. The transcript has 18 exons.
UACUCACUACAUGACCCAUAGUGCACUGCGCUUGUUUUACGUUCUAUUUUACGACUUUGUCAAACGAUUUCUGACGUGACGUAACCAUGGUCUACUUCUAGUUUACGGUCCAAGUACUUCCACCCCCGUGCAAGUGGAGCGAAAAUGUUCAAUAAAAAGCCCCGCAGGAACUUUCGGCAGAGAAAAGAGAACUCAAGUGAUGAAGAGGACGAGCAGAAGAAUAGGGGAAAUGGAGAGGAAGGUGAUAAAGCUCCAGUUGUGGUAAAUAAGCCGCUCAGUGUUUCCCACGGCCGCGGCAUCUCUUGCAGCUCCAAGCGUGAAGCGACUCCUUCCAAGCCGGACAGCAGUGACGGGGAAGACGAUAAGACGUUGGGAGUGACAGAAGAAAUACAAGAGAGGAAAAAAGACAAAGAUGCGAUUAAGAAGAAAGCAAACUCCACCCUCAGUUUCUCUGACGAAAAAGAAGCUGAGGAGCCAACAUUUAAACUGAAGAAAUCCUCUGAUAAAGCUGUUGUCUUCCAAGUAAGGAAGAAGGAGGCUUCACCUGCUAAGACCAUCCAGAGCACAACCCCUGCAGGUGGAAGUGUCGCAUCAUCUGGUUCUUACAGGCAAAAUUAUGACAGUCAGGCUUCAUCACAUGGUAGUGAUGAUGACGAUCAUGAUGAUGAUGAUGACAGCGAUGAUGAUAAAGGUGGUGUCGGGUCUCCAUCAUUCAGUCCAGCGUCAGACUCCAGCCACUCCGCUACUAAAACAGUACUUAUUCCUAAUUCUGAAGAGAUCCGAGCAGCCAGGAGGAAGCGUCGUGCUGCUCGAGCCCAGAAAGAGUUCAUUUCCCUGGGUGGAGAUGGCCAGAGCUCCCAUGGCAGCACCCCUGAUCACUACAGCAGAGGGGAUGACGAAGACAGGGUUGAUGAUGAUGAUGAGCAGGAUGAUCAUGAGAGAAGAAUAGAGUUCGCCCCACGAUUAAAGAGCAUCAGGGAGAGAAUUGCAGAGAAACUUGGAGGAAGUGAUGGCAGCCUCUCAGGGACUGAUGAAGAUGAGCAGGAACUGUGGGAGGAGACACAAAUUGGGAAGGGAGUCAAGAAACGUCCAGGAGAACAGAGCCCAUCUGGCAGUGAAUCCAGCAGCUACAGCACCAGCAGUAGCAGCAGGCAAGACAGACAAAGACAAAAGAAGAGGCCAGCAGGAGUCAGAAUCCCAAAGACUCUUCCUCCCAUCAGUGUCUCAGUGGUGAAGAAAAGGAUCACUGGAAAACUAGACUCCUUAAAGGAGGUGCACAGAGCACGGCAGGCAGAGCUGAGAAGGAUGGAGGGUGAUGUUGAGAGCGCAAAAACCUCUGUGGAGACUCUGGAGGAAAGUUCCUCAGAGAACCAGCUGAAGUUUUACAGGGCCAUGAUCCUCUAUGUCCACAACCUGGUGGAGUGUCUACGGGAGAAGGUUGUUGAGAUCAACUCAUUGGAGCUAGAGUUGCACACUCUGCUGGCUGACCACAUGGAGGAGCUGGUGGCUCAGAGACGACAGAGGAUCAAGGAUCAGGCUGACUACCUGCAGCAGCUCAGCUAUAGCACAGAUGAGCAGGGUGGAAACACAGCAGAUGGAUCAGAAGGUCAAGUUGAAACAGUUUGUGGUGUUAAAGCUGAGGAAGACUUUGAUAUACCUGAAGACACACAGCUUUCAGCAGAAGACAAGGAGCAGCUGCAGAGGAAGAAAGAUGAUAUCCUGCUAAGGUCCCAGGCAGUAUUUUCUGAUGUCCAGGACGAGUUCUGCGACGUAAAGAAGAUUCUUUUCCGCUUUGUGGAGUGGAGAGGAUCUUACGCUGACUCUUAUCACAGUGCCUACAUCUCUCUUUGUCUGCCUAAGCUGUUGAACCCCAUCAUAAGACAUCAGCUACUGGCAUGGAACCCACUAAAGGAUGCUAGUGGGGACUUUGAAAACCUUCCAUGGUUCACAGCAGUGGAGACCUUCUGUCAUGGCCAUGGCCAUGAGGAGCUAGAGCGCACAGACAGACAGACACUGUCUGCUGUCAUAGAAAAGACUGUCUUACCCAAAAUAACAGCCUAUGUGGAGCUGGUGUGGGAUCCUUUGUCCAGUCAUCAAUCAGUUAGUCUAUCUGAUGUUUGUCACGGACUGAAGGAGGACUAUUCCAUCUUUGAAGGGCAGCAAAGUAAACCUGUUAAGGCAUUGACAGAGGCUGUGAUUGGCCGGCUGAGGAGCUGUGUAGACGAAGAUGUCUUCAUCCCUCUGUACCCCAAAAAGUUUCUCGAAGACCGGCUGUCUCCUCAGUCUCGCUUCAGGGAUCAGCAGUUCUGGAUGUCAAUAAAACUACUAGGUAACAUGGGAAAAUGGGAUGUGCUGCUUCCUGAGUCUGUGUUAAAGGAGCUGAUGUUGGACAAACUUCUGAACCGAUACCUGAUGAUCACUCUGUGCAGUCAGACACUGCCCAAGAAUGCUGUCCAUGCAUGCAGAAAGAUAGCAGAUAGUCUGCCACUCGCAUGGCUCAAAGGACAGACCGUCUGUUUGCCUCAGCUCCAGAACUUUAGAAACCACUUAGUUCAGACAGUUCAUAACAUAUGCAAACAGCAGUCUCCCAAAGACCCACACACUAGGUCUGCUGUGGUUGAAGUGCUGCAGAUUUUGAGCAGAAUUCGGUGCAAUGACUCCAUCAUGGCCAUAGCAGAGAAAUACCACUAUGAAGAUGUUAUCUAUGCUCACCAGCUGCUGAACCAAGAGACUGUGUAAACGACAAACAUUGUGGAAUAGGAAGAUCAAAUAACGAAUAUGGUACACUGUCUGUUUGAAAGCAAUGAUACAGUAUUGUACUGCAGGAGGGGAACAGGGUGGGUUUUGCCUUGUGUAAAUGGUAAUUUAACUGGAUCACAUGUGGGAAGGAAAAUGCCAAGAGAUAUGAGGGCAAUGAUGUCAUGUUAUCAUGAACAGUCACUGUUUGUCAGACCAACACUUUUAUCCAAAAUACAGAAUGAAAACAAUGACUAUGUAAAAAAUAGUGUGUCUGAGGUGGUGUUAUAUGGCAGCAGUAGAAAUUAAUUUCUUAUCCCAGGAAACUGCCACAAAGAAUUCACCUUCCUGCUAUUUUUAGUCGCGAUUGUUUGCUGUUUUUGUACGGGACAUAAGUGUAUUUUAAUGAAUAAAUAUUUGAAUUUUGUUAAUUUA